CUCGACGAGACGAAUCCAAUCCUUCUUUAAUAAUAGACCUGCUCCCCGUUCGCGCGAUGCUGCCGCGGCUGUUCUUGCGCCGCGCGACCACGAGCCAAGAACACGCGCGGGGCUCCCGGCGGCAGCAUCCCUGAGGGCGAAAACCGAAACCUUUCUUGGAUUCCACCUCCCCUCCCCUCGCCCCGACCCGAGCGUGCGCGCGCGCGAAUUGCCUCCCGCCCAGCACCGUUCCUGUCGCAACGAUCCAUGGAGGUGUGCCAGUUUGUAGAAAGCUGUAGGAGCAGUAGUAGGAUGGAGGUGGAGGAAGAAGUGUUCUUUGACACGAGGGAGGAGCUGUUGCCGUCGUCGCCGGCGGCAUUGCCUUGGUCGGGUGGGCUCGACAGCGUGCGGCAGAGGAGGGAGCGGUUCAUGCGAAGCAUGGGCCUGGAGCGCAGCCCGAGUCGCCGCCUGGCGGAUUCUGCGGAUGUCGUGGGGGAUGUGGAGAAGGAGGAGGGUGCGGUGGUUGCGCCGGAGAUCGGGAGGUGGUCGUCGCAGUCGGAUGAGAACGACUGCUCCAUGUCGAGCUGGUCGACGGAGGAGACGGCGAGCUACGACGACGGCGCCUCGGAUGACAAUUCCCUGAGUGGAUCCAGCAAGGGGAGCAGGAGUUUCAGCUCCUUGUCGUUCAUCCAGAGGCUCAUGAGCCGCAAUGGUAAGCCUUCCGCUGCUCCGAAGACGAUCGACAGAAGGAGAAAUGGAUGGCUCCGGAGGUUGGGUGCCAGUGCUUGUAUUGUGGAUCAUGGAGCAGAUGAAGCCAGCACCAGUUCUUCGGAUGGCGAGCAAAUUGGUGCUGGAAGGUACGAAAGAAUUAAGGUUCGUUCAUACCGGAAGCGGUCGAAGGAAUUGUCUGCGGUGUAUCAGGGGCAAGUGAUCAAGGCACAUGAUGGUGCCAUCUUGACGAUGAAGUUUAGUCCUGAUGGGCAGCUUCUUGCAACUGGUGGAGAAGAUGGAGUUGUCAGGGUUUGGUCUGUCAUGCAGUCUAAGGACUGCAAAAUCCCACUCGAUGAUCCUUCUUGUGUCUACCUAAAAGCGCGGCACAAGUAUGAGCUUGCUCCUGUGAACAUCGAGAACGGCAAGAAAUCGAAGAUCAAUGGCCUGAAGAAAUCUGCCGAGCCUGCUUGUAUUGUGAUUCCGACAGUGGUUUUCCAGAUCUCAGAGGAACCACUGCAUGAGUUCCGUGGGCACUCUGGUGAUGUGCUGGAUCUGUCAUGGUCAAGCGAUAAGCAUCUACUGUCAGCAUCAACAGACAAAACUGUUCGCAUGUGGGAAAUGGGAUGUGCAAACUGCAUCAGAGUUUAUCCACAUAGCAACUUUGUGACUUGUGUCCAAUUUAAUCCAGUUGACGAGAAUUUCUUCAUUAGUGGAUCAAUUGAUGGCAAAAUCCGUGUUUGGGACAUUCCUGGAAGCAGUGUUGUGGACUGGGUGGAUAUUAGAGACAUAGUAACAGCAGUUCGUUACCGGCCUGAUGGAAAGCUAGUGGUGGUUGGAACGAUUACUGGAAAUUGUCGCUUCUAUGAACUAUCUGACAAUCUGCUGCAGCUAAAAACACAGAUUGCACUCAACGGAAAGAAGAAAUCAUCUCUCAAAAGAAUCACAGGCUUUCAGUUCUGUCCAAGCAACCCAAGUAAACUAAUGGUGACAUCUGCUGAUUCAAAGAUCAGAAUACUUGAAGGGACUAAUGUGAUUCAGAAUUAUAGUGGACUCCGAAAUGGUUCUUGCCAGUUGUCAGCAACAUUCACUCCAGAGGGGCAGCACAUAAUUUCUGCCAGUGAAGACUCCAACAUUUAUAUUUGGAGCCAUGAAAACAAAUACGAGUCUGCAUGCAAACAGGCAAAAACCACACAGACUUCUGAGCAUUUCCGGUCCAGCAAUGCUGCCAUAGCGAUACCAUGGAAUGGCGCAAAACCAAGAAGCUCGGUUCCCUUGUCCCAAAUUUUACCACCACAAGGAGAUACUUUUUGGUCAACAAGCAAGGCUGUCAGAUACAAUUCAAGCCUCUGUGGAAAGGAUUCUAUCGUUAACAAUUCUGUGUCAACGUCUGCUGCUCCUGGUAUUUUCAAUCUGAACCAGGAGUUCUUCAUCGAGUCCUCUUGCAAAAGUUCAGCAACUUGGCCAGAGGAAAUACUACCAUCUACCACUGUCAGUGUAAAUUUGGACGAGUCACAGUUCAAGCUCUUAAGGAACUGUUUCCAGGGCACACCAAACUCCUGGGGUCAAGUGAUAGUUACUGCAGGAUAUGAUGGCAGGAUUAGGUCUUUCCAGAAUUUUGGCUUACCAGUGCAUCAGUGACUAGAUUGAGCAUCCAGUGGAAGUAAACGUAGAAUUGGCACCUCACAUGGCCUCAAGAAAAGCACCCGUGCACCCAGCUAUGCUGGCCCAUCGUGUGGUUACUUGGUACAAGACAUCACAUGCUUGGUGCUCCUGCUGAAUUGUACAAGGACCAGCGUUGUACAUAAUCAAACCAGUGGUCCUUUGAGAUCUCUACAUCAGUGGUUGUUCGUGGCAGGCCCGGUAUCUUGUACCUUUUGUAGAAAUCUUUUAGUGUAGAUCAGAUUUGUUCUUACUCCCCCCCUUCUCAACUGCUCAUUGAAAUGAUAGAAAUUUUAGUCUCAUCUGAGUGUAAAUUAUUCUCCCAUUUUCACUACCUGGGAGCUCGAUGGAACUGCAGUUACAUAUGUUCCGUUCAAAUACAAAAAAUUCAUUCAUUUGUU
Messenger RNA from Oryza brachyantha (malo sina), 2750 nucleotides. RefSeq names its product WD repeat-containing protein 44. The record is from RefSeq and is a predicted model, not a curated record. Lineage: Eukaryota; Viridiplantae; Streptophyta; Magnoliopsida; Poales; Poaceae. Bases 247 to 2328 code for a protein of 693 amino acids. The transcript has 8 exons. Gene Ontology annotation, molecular function: protein binding.